Messenger RNA from Alternaria viburni, 498 nucleotides. RefSeq lists its product as uncharacterized. Bases 1 to 498 code for a protein of 165 amino acids. Lineage: Eukaryota; Fungi; Ascomycota; Dothideomycetes; Pleosporales; Pleosporaceae. The record is from RefSeq and is a predicted model, not a curated record. The transcript is spliced from 2 exons.
AUGGAAGAUGGCACGAACGCCACGAAACGCAAUCGCUUGAUGAACUAUCGACAACUAAAAGAGAUCCCGUCAUUGACCCGCUGGGCCUCCAACACUCGCUUCACUAGUAGCACCCGCACUACGGCCCGCCGGUCGGCGCCCCUGAUCGGCAGUGUUCCGCAGCGUAGCGGCUCGUGCUCCUCGUCUAUCACUGAAGUCCCACCUGUUGUACUUGAUGACGAUAACGAUGAAGACGGUGGUGAAGAUGCGCCACUGUCGCAACUUGGUGAAGAUGCCAGCGUCGGUGUCCAGAGGGAAGUGCCGCCCAGUUUGAGCGAAACAAGUGCUCGGUCGAUAGCCUCACAGAUGACGAGCGCAGUCGAAGGGCGCGUCGAACAUGCGUUCGGGCACGCCAUCGUGUUGCAACAGCAGGUUAUGAGCAUUCUCGAGGUGGAGAGCGCGGCUGAGGUGGAGGCGACGGGUGAGGAGGAGGGCGAAUACGAGGAUGUAGAUAGGUGA